AGCGCGGGUGUUGAAUCAUGGUGAUGUGACUAUUUUUCAUAUCAUGACCACGUGGCAGCUGAAUUCAAAAAGCCGUGGCAUCGAAGAAGUGUGAACUUCUGAACAGGGACGAUCCUUCCCCCGUCAUUGUGAAUCAUAUGAAACCCCUCAUCAUUAACCACUCUGCCAGGCUUAUCAAUCGCGCCAACUUUGUUGUUCUUUGGAGUUGGCAUGUGUCUUAUGAGUUGAACAGGUUACCAUAGCAUCCUAGUUUUGCUCCUUCAUCGCCUCAUCGUCCACAACUCGAGGAUUAUUUAUUGGACAGGCAAGAAAAUGCCAUCUCCUAUCGCUUUGAAUCCGUCUACCCCUUCUCCGUCUAUCUUCAAGGAGACAAAAUCACGUAGUAGGUUGCCAUUAAUGUCGAGGGCGAUGUCCUACCUUUCUGCAGUUCAACAAGCAGACACCCGUGCUCAGAGUCAGAGCAACUCCUCUGCAUCAUCAACUUCUACACGAUCUUUCCCUUCCUCUGUCUCAUCUUCUGAAGACGCCAUCCUUAACAAGGAUGAUACGACCAACUGUCUCGUGAGCCCGCUUACACCACCCACCUCCAAAGUUUUCACUACCGUUCACACGGAGUUUGGUCACUGCACGAAUGAGGCCUAUCGCUGUGUCUCUAAGCAUGACUACACCAGACCUUUCCGGGAGUACCCAAUCGAGGAACCUCCGUACUAUGUUCUCCUCACCACCUACAUAAGCUACCUCAUGGUCAUCUGUUUUGGUCAUGCCCGUGACUUCUUCGGAAAGUGUUUUUCUAAAUCUCAGUUCACCCACCUUAUGCCCCACAAUGGAUAUGCACCGUUGAAUUCGGAUUUUGAUUCGUUCUACACUCGCCGGCUUCAACGUCGUGUGGGUGACUGCUGUUCCCAGCCUGUUUCAGGUGUCCCCGGCCGCACCAUUCUGAUCCUCGACCGUUAUUCCACUGAUUAUAACCUUACUCAAAUCUACACCGGCACCAAGACACGCGCCUUGAAUAUCUCAUCGUAUAACUACCUCGGCUUCUCCCAGGCCCGAGGAGGCUGCUCAGACGCAGUCGGAGAAAGUAUCCAUCGUUAUGGCAUCUCCACCUGCGGCACGCGUCUUGAGAGCGGGAGUAGCGAGCUUCAUGUGUCUGCUGAAGCCCUCAUUGCACGUUUUCUGGGGACAGAAGACGCAUUAAUCAGUUCUGUGGGUUUUGCCACUAACUCCACUUUCAUCCCUGCGUUGGUGGGAAAGAAGUCCUUGAUUAUUUCCGACGAACUUAACCACACUAGUAUUCGCGUCGGUGCGCGCCAGAGUUGUGCGCACAUCCGGAUGUUUAAGCAUAAUGAUAUGUCGAGUCUCGAGUCCGUUCUGCGUGAAGUGAUAAGUCAGGGCCAGCCCAAGACGCAUCGUCCUUGGAGGAAGAUCCUGGUUAUCGUGGAGGGGUUGUACUCUAUGGAGGGUACGCUCGUGAACCUGCUUAGGAUUGUCGAACUGAAGCAGAAGUACAAGUUCUACCUCUUCGUUGAUGAAGCACAUUCAAUCGGUGCGGUCGGUCCCCAUGGACGUGGUGUGACGGACUAUUUUAACAUCCAUUCUGGCUCAAUCGAUGUCUUGAUGGGAACGUUUACCAAAUCUUUUGGUGCUGCCGGCGGAUAUAUCGCAGGGUCGAAAACCCUUAUUGACGCUCUCCGACUGCACGGUCACUCAUGUCCGUACGCAGAAGCAAUGGCGCCCCCGGUGCUCGCACAAAUUAUUACAUCGGUUACGAGCAUCAUGGGCGUUAUUCCAACACCACAGCCGUCCAAGUUUCAAAACGACCGCAACCUUGCUAGCUCAGUUACGGCUCUAAAGGACAGUGCGGAUGAGUUCCGACGAAUGGUGCCUGCAAGCAUGCUGCCGGCAUGGAUCAACCUUCAUCCAUCCCUCGCAGACGGAUCCGAAGCUCGGAUGCGUAUCCAGCGUCUUGCCUUCAAUUGCCGUUAUCUGCACGCUGGCCUAAAAAAACUCGGUUUCAUCAUUUCUGGUCAUCCCUUCAGCCCAAUUGUUCCCCUGCUCAUCUAUAAUCCGGGAAAAUGUAUGAUGUUCGCACGUCUGAUGCGUGCGCGGAGCAUACCGAUCGUUGUCGUUGUCGUAGGGUACCCCGCCACUGCGUUGGAAAAGGGUCGUGCACGGUUCUGCGCUAGUGCAUCACACACAAAGGAGGACAUCGAUAUCGUGCUACAGGCGUGCGAUGAGGUGGGUGACAUUCUAGACUUGAAACAUGGUUCGGGUGAGCGGUGGGGGAUUAAUGAGGUUUGCGAGCGCGCAGUGGAGCUUGUUCACUCUGCAGUGUAAACGCAGUGUGUCUGCUUGGGAGUGAGGGUUUACAACUAAAAGGUGGGGCGAGGUGUGUGCUGCGCGUGGACAGAGAUAUAUCAGGGGAUGGGGGAGGGGACAGCUAUAAACAAUGGACUAAUCAGGGCUAAAUAUCUAUUGUACUCAGACGAUGAAUGUUGGUGUUGGAUAUUGAAUGUUCAACCCUUCAUCAAUACUUAGGGGAAAUUGUCCA
This is a messenger RNA of Suillus bovinus, 2548 nucleotides long. Its product is annotated as pyridoxal phosphate-dependent transferase. Bases 313 to 2334 code for a protein of 673 amino acids. Gene Ontology annotation, biological process: ceramide biosynthetic process; sphingosine biosynthetic process. Lineage: Eukaryota; Fungi; Basidiomycota; Agaricomycetes; Boletales; Suillaceae. Gene Ontology annotation, molecular function: pyridoxal phosphate binding; serine C-palmitoyltransferase activity. The transcript is spliced from 3 exons. Gene Ontology annotation, cellular component: serine palmitoyltransferase complex. The record is from RefSeq and is a predicted model, not a curated record.